Messenger RNA from Pelobates cultripes (western spadefoot toad), 306 nucleotides. NCBI's taxonomy places the organism in Eukaryota, Metazoa, Chordata, Amphibia, Anura, Pelobatidae. The record is from the annotation of a GenBank genome assembly.
AUGUUGGACUCCCCACAACAGAGCCAAGAAUUGCAAGCAAUGAUUAAUGCUGCUGUCACAGCUACUAUGGAGAAAGUGAUGUCAAAGAUGUUGUCUCAUGUACCACCUGAGAUUUUCACCCAAACUAUGGGACUGACGCCGCAUAAUGCGGAGGGUGAUAUGGGCUCAGAGGCUUCCUCCAAGGAUCUCCAUUACCUUACUAUACUUACUAGAACCGGCCUUACAGUGCCACAUACUUGGGCAAAAGGGAAGACAUCUAUCAAUACUAGAACUAUGCCCACCGGUGUUAUCCUCGGAGGACGAUGA